AGAAAUGAGAAACAGCAAGCAACAAAAACAGCAGGGUAGCCGCUAGACACGAAUACGAGAAAAUCUGAGGUGCUACCGGCAUAUCCCUGGAUGGAACAAGAUGAGCGAGUCAUCAUUUAUACAAAGACUGUCUGUAUUUGGAGGACUUUUGGUCAACUACGGGGUGUUAGACAUUAGAUUGACACAUCACAGACUAUAAUCCCCCAAGACAACAAGUCUGGCCUUCAGUCUAUACAGCGCAAUAAAAGUUGCCCUCGUCUAGCGUGAAGAUUUCCCCUCGGUCAGUGAGUGGGUUAAAGGGGAGUUGAGCGUGAGAAAUCCAGGGUCAUUAUUCCGAGUCUUCCAUAGAAAUGGACCCUCAGGUGCCCAAAGACAAAUAUAAUGGCGUGUGGUUGAUUUUCUUCAUGUUGGGGUUAGGCACUCUGCUGCCAUGGAACUUCUUCAUGACUGCUACCAUGUAUUUCACGAGUCGUCUCGCAGACCCUCAGCCUUUGAAUGCCAGAAACUUCUCGGCCAAUCAGACUGAAGUAGACACGCGGAGUGUUUUGCAAGCGAAAUUCAAUAAUGUGAUGACGUUGUGUGCUAUGAUUCCUCUGCUGGCGUUCACCUGCCUCAACUCAGUUCUUCACCAAAGAAUUCCUCAGAAGAUCAGAAUUGCAGGAAGUUUGACGGCGAUUAUGUUGCUAUUCUUGUUGACUGCCAUCCUGGUGAAAGUAGAUCUGGAACCGUUGCACUUCUUCGUGAUCACCAUGAUCAAAAUCAUCUGCAUUAACUCGUUUGGAGCUGUCCUGCAGGGGAGUCUUUUUGGAAUGGCCGGUCUCCUGCCAGCCUCAUACACGACACCAAUCAUGAGUGGACAAGGACUUGCGGGAACCUUCGCUGCUUUCGCCAUGAUCUGUGCCAUCGCCAGUGGUUCUGCUAUGCAGGACAGUGCGUUUGGAUACUUCAUCACGGCCUGUGCUGUUAUAGCCCUCGCAAUCGCAUCAUAUGUUGCUCUUCCUAAACUGGCGUUCUUUCAGUACUACCAGGAGAGUAACCAGAACAAACCCCCUGAAGAUGAAGAAAACAAGUUGGAUUUGCUGAAAAAAGAUCAGAGCAAACAGGGUGUCAGUACUGCAGAGGACAAGCAAGCACCUUCCUUCUUGGGCAUCUUUAAAAAGAUAUGGGUUAUGGCUCUCUCUGUGUGUUUUGCCUUCACGAUCACCAUCGGCACGUUUCCUGCAGUCACCGCUGACGUUAAAUCUACAAUGGCUGAUGGUGGAGCUUGGGAAAAGUAUUUCAUACCUGUGUCUUGUUUCCUGUUCUUCAACGUUUUCGACUGGGUGGGCCGCAGUCUCACUGCAGUGUGUAUGUGGCCUGGUAAAGACAGCAAACUUCUUCCUGGUCUAUUAUUGGCCCGUGUGAUAUUCGUCCCUCUGUUAAUGCUGUGUAACGUUCAACCUCGGUACAAUCUGCCGGUCUACUUUGAACAUGAUGGCUGGUUCAUUGCCUUCAUGGUACUCUUUGCCUUUUCCAAUGGAUAUCUGGCCAGUCUCUGCAUGUGUUUUGGACCCAAGAAAGUAGAUCCGAGUGAGGCGGAGACAGCUGGAGCAAUUAUGGCCUUCUUCCUGUCACUCGGCCUUGCUCUUGGAGCAUCUCUCUCCUUUCUGUUCCGUGGGCUCGUCUGAAGUCUCUGCGGACACGCCACACGCAGCCAUCCUCAAUGAACACCGCCACAUUAACAGACUGUGAAUGAAUUUAUAAAGCAUUACAGCGUGUUCAGAAAAGCCCUCGAUCCACGAUACCUACCCUCAAGAUAAAACUCCAAACACGGACAGCCUGACUGUUUGACUCAUGAAUGGGCUAUAUGCACGCAUAACUUCCGCGUUUGAUGCAAGGUUGCUCUUGCGUUUCCGGUUGGGGAGAUUUAAAGCGGAGGUAAACGGGAUUAUGGCAGAGUCUUCAAAAUUUUCUCGUUGUUUGCUUGAGUUGCCAAAAUUUAGUAUUCAUGAUGUGCGAAGAAUUGUACGAAUGUGCAGUACAACGCCACAGAGCAAGCUUGAGAAAGGUUUCAAGUUUUAUGUUUCGUCUUAUCUCUGCAAUUAUGAAGGUAAGUUCAGAUAGCCUGAACUAGUACGUUAUGGCUAACAUUGUGCUAUUAUUUUUACAUUCCGGCCAGCAGCAGACUAAUCACGCUAAUAUAAAUGUUUGGCAUGUAAUGUGUUUGUAAUUUUGUUUGUAAAAGUGUCAGGUAAAAUCAGGGCCACUGAAUGAGAUCUCAGUGAAAGCUCAGUGUUACCGCUCUAUGAGGAAAGCAGAGACUCCACACCAACUAAGAGUAGGACUGGUAUUUUGAAAGUGACGUUCAAAGUUCUUUUGAACAUGUUCUAAGUUUUACUUUUCUAACGUUACCACUGUUCAUUUUGGAUAACCACAGAUGUUAUCUUAGCUAGUAUGGAUGUUUAUUAUACAAAAUGAAUAAUAAUAAAAAAUGUAAUGCAGUUCUAUCAACGACAGAUGAAUAGCACUGCGUUAUUGCAAAUUCUAGCUGAAACAGUGGUAAUGGAGAUACACUGCUGCAAAGUUUGUUUCCUAUUCGCACAUACAGACUUUUUGUCAGUAGCUUUCCAACAGUGGAUGCAAACGAGUUAAUAUCAUUGACAAUGAGCUACAAAAAAAAUAUUUUUUGUAUGUAAAAAAAAAAAAAAAAAAACGACUACAAGAGGAAAGAGUUGUAGGUGAUAGUCAUACUUGUUUAUAAAAAUAAUUUACUCAUUAAUCAUUUUGCAUACACCAUAAGAAAGUAAUUGAGGGCAAACAUCUGAAUGUAUGAAACUAACUUUACUGCAGUUGCAGAUACAGGGUAGCAGAGUGUGCAGGCUUUCUAGUUAGUCUAUAACACAAAAUGGGAGUAUAUUUUAAAACUCUGAAGAAUAGUGAUAUGAAAUGUUUUACCGGACAUGGUGGCUGCAGAUGCAGAAUGUAUUUGACUAACUCGGCUACCCUUCCUUUAGUGUAUAGUCAAAGAGUAUAGAAUCCCACAUCAGUUCUCGGCAUAGCAGCGCUCUACGAUCGGCGGAAGUAAUCAAGCAUCCUUAAAUUUCACCGGAAAUACGUCAUGCACCGCCGUGCAUAGAGCCUAUUUGAGUGCCACUAAGGGAUUUGAGUGCAUAAUCCUCCACAGAAUACCAAAGCUUUGUCAUUCACAAAGUUCUACACAUGUUUAGAUACUAUCAAAAAAUGUUGUCCUCUCACCGCUCUCAGCUAUUUCACACAUUUUACCAUGUUUAAAUGCAUCCCGCAGAAUUCAGCAGACAUGACUCUCAUUGCAAUACAUGCACUCAUGAUAAUGCUUUCUUGAAUCACACUUUUGUUUGUCUUUUCUUUAUAGAAGUUUAUGUAAAAAUAUAUAUAUAUAUAUUAUUGUACCAGUUUAUCGUCUUUUAUAAUCAUUAAAUGGACAUUUGUAACAAGUAACAUGAAGGUGAAAUGCAUUCUGAUGCAAUGGCAUAUACAUUUAUAAAAACAUCAAGAAGUUUUUCCGUUUGAAGAAUAACACAUGGGAAAAUCCAGCUCUACCUCGCACAGGUGGCUUUUGCAAUAUAUUGAAUCUUUCUGGACUUUUACUCUACAUUAAAUGUUCUCUAGAAGAUGAGAAACCAAAGUGCCAAAUAUCAUAUGCCCUGUUAAUAAAAAGCUGUUUCUGAUUCUUCUGCUUGUCCUUAAAAUCUUAAAGUUGUAACUCCAAUAAUCAAGUUCUUCAUUAAACAUUA
Xyrauchen texanus (razorback sucker) is the source of this 3752-nucleotide messenger RNA. RefSeq names its product equilibrative nucleoside transporter 1-like. The transcript is spliced from 14 exons. Gene Ontology annotation, cellular component: plasma membrane. Lineage: Eukaryota; Metazoa; Chordata; Actinopteri; Cypriniformes; Catostomidae. The coding region runs from base 351 to 1667 and encodes 438 amino acids. The record is from RefSeq and is a predicted model, not a curated record. Gene Ontology annotation, molecular function: nucleoside transmembrane transporter activity. Gene Ontology annotation, biological process: uridine transmembrane transport; nucleoside transmembrane transport.